Molecule: messenger RNA, 1392 nt
Organism: Aspergillus clavatus NRRL 1
Lineage: Eukaryota; Fungi; Ascomycota; Eurotiomycetes; Eurotiales; Aspergillaceae
Product: 3-deoxy-7-phosphoheptulonate synthase class II
Exons: 6
Coding region: 1-1392 (463 amino acids)
Biological process (GO): aromatic amino acid biosynthetic process
Molecular function (GO): 3-deoxy-7-phosphoheptulonate synthase activity
Source: RefSeq, a predicted model, not a curated record
AUGGAGAACUGGAAUCCCGCCUCCUGGACUGCAAAACCCAUCAAGCAAGAUGUGGUCUACGACGAUACCGAGGGUGUACAAGCGGCGCUGGCUAAGCUCCGGAAGCUCCCUCCCCUAGUCACAACGCAGGAGAUUGUGAACCUCAAGAAGAAUCUGCGAAAUGUGGCUCUCGGGAAAGCGUUUGUGCUUCAGGGAGGUGAUUGCGCCGAGCUGUUCGAUUACUGCAAUCAGGAUAUGGUAGAAGCUAAACUCAAGCUGCUACUGCAGAUGAGUCUGAUUUUGAUUUGGGGAGCGAACAAACCAGUCGUGCGAAUCGCGCGUAUAGCAGGGCAAUUCGCCAAGCCCCGGUCAAAUCCCAUGGAAGUCGUCAAUGGUGUGGAGAUGCCCUCGUUCCGCGGUGAUAAUAUCAACGGCUUCGCUGCCACUCCAGAGUCUCGCAAACCCGACCCCUCACGGCUAGUCGACGCCUACUUCCACUCCGCAGCAACCCUUAACUACAUGCGUGCCUCCCUCUCGUCGGGUCUGGCAGACCUGCAUUCCCCGCUGGACUGGGGACUGGGCCACGUCAUCACUCCAUCUAUCAAGGAGAAGUACGAGCGCAUUGUGAGCAGAGUCAAAGACGCGCUGCGCUUCAUGCACACCGUAGGCAUCGACACGGACCGCGGCGUCGAGUCCGUCGACGUCUACACCAGCCAUGAGGGUCUCCUCCUCGAAUACGAGCAGAGUCUCACCCGCCUCCUCCGCAACCCUGUCUCCACACCUGCCCCUACCGAAGCGCAAAGCUACUACGCCACCUCGUCACACUUCCUCUGGAUCGGCGACCGCACCCGCCAGCUCGAUGGCGCCCACGUCGAGUUCUUCCGUGGCAUCGCGAACCCCAUCGGCGUCAAGAUCGGUCCCAGCAUGUCCCCCGACGACCUCGUCCGCCUCCUCGACGUUGUCAACCCUUCCCGCGAAGUCGGCAAGGUAACCCUCAUCUCGCGCUACGGCGCCGCAAAGAUUGCCGAGCACCUCCCCGCCCACAUCGCCGCCGUCCAGGCCUCCGGCCACAUCCCCGUCUGGCAGUGCGACCCCAUGCACGGCAACACCCAGUCCACCCCGGCCGGCAUCAAGACCCGCCACUUCAGCGACAUCCUCUCCGAGCUGCGGCAGGCGCUCGAGAUCCACCGCGCCGCCGGCUCCUUCCUCGGCGGCAUGCACCUCGAGCUUACCGGCGAGGCCGUCACCGAGUGUGUCGGCGGCGCCGGCGGCCUAACCGAGGAGGGGCUCGGGGAGCGGUACACGACCUUCUGUGACCCGCGCCUGAACGAGAAGCAGGCGCUGGAGCUCGCUUUCCUGGUCGCGGGUUUCUACCGCGAGUUCGACGAUGCGGAAGGCAUGAACUCGAUCUAA